Danio aesculapii is the source of this 5230-nucleotide messenger RNA. It is a transcript of the gene rab11fip1b, whose product is annotated as RAB11 family interacting protein 1 (class I) b. NCBI's taxonomy places the organism in Eukaryota, Metazoa, Chordata, Actinopteri, Cypriniformes, Danionidae. Gene Ontology annotation, molecular function: small GTPase binding. Gene Ontology annotation, biological process: regulated exocytosis. The record is from RefSeq and is a predicted model, not a curated record. Gene Ontology annotation, cellular component: intracellular membrane-bounded organelle. The transcript has 7 exons. The coding region runs from base 150 to 4055 and encodes 1301 amino acids.
CUAACGCUCACUUGUUGCUUCAGCGGAUGAAGGUAAAACUUCCAGGCGGAACACAUUAACAAACCACUAGACACAACAGAAAAACUUUUCGCCGGACAGCAGAACUGACGCUCCAAUACCAACCGACACGGGCUGGACUUUCGGUAGAAAUGUCUCUGGCAGAGCAAAGCCAGCAGUGGAUUCCCACCAGCGUGCAGGUAACGGUGCUGCAGGCGCGCGGUUUGCGGUGUAAGGGCAAAAAUGGCACGAACGACGCGUACGCCAUCAUGCAGGUGGCCAAGGAGAAGUUCUCCACCUCGGUGGCCGAAAAAAGCGUGGCUCCUGUCUGGAAAGAGGAGGCCUCGUUCGACCUGCCGCUCUUCAGCUCCGGUAACACCGAGCGCUGCACCUUACAGGUGUGUGUGAUGCACCGGGCGCUGGUGGGACCCGAUAAAACACUCGGACAGGCGAGCAUAAACCUGCUGGAGCUCCAGGACAACACAUCCCGAGAGAAAACCGAAUGGUUCAAAUUGUUGGGGAAGACAGGGAAGGCCGACAAAGACCGAGGAGAAGUCCUUCUAGACAUCCAGUUCAUGAAGAACAACAUGACGGCCAGCAUGUACGAUCUCUCCAGCCAGGAUAAAUCCCGCUCGCGCCUCGGCAAACUCAAGGAUAAACUGAAGGGGAAGAAGAAAGACGGGAUGUCAGACUCCGCUUCCGCCAUCGUGCCCUCAGUCGGACAGGUACUGACUGACAGCGAGGCCGAAGAGGAGCAGAAUAACACAUCUGGAGCCAAAAAGAAGAACAAACUCAAGUCUUUAUUUGUACCUAAGUCUAGUUUGCAACGUAACAUGUCGCAGUCCAUGUCCACCCUCGCCACGCUGCCUGAAAAAGACUCGGCCAUCAGUCUGAGCAGAUCAUCUGGCCUCAACGUAGAGUCUCCUGAAGGCAAAAAGAAAUUCAAGUUCCUCAAGCACAAGCGCACUGGAAGCUCUGACAGUAAGGUUUCCCAGACCUCUCUUGGAUUAACGCAGCCUAACUUGUGCAUUAACGGCAGUCAUGUCUACACUGAAGAGCCCGAGACCAGAGGAUCCAGAGCCGGAUCAACCUUCAGUCUGAACAGCUCAGGACACGGGUCAAUGGAGGACCUGCGCAGAGGUCACGACAGAAAAACCUCCAACACAUCUGUAGACUCGCUUAAAACCUCUGAGCUUCACACCCAAGAGAAAUCAGUGGAGGAGAUGCACAGGAAACAAGAAGAACAAUGGAAACAGGAAGAGGAAGUUAGGAAGAGACUGGAGGAAGAAGAGAGGAUGGAACGGUUGGAGAGGGAGGAAGAGAUGAGGAAGUUGGAGAAACGGGAAGAGGAGAGGAAGAGGAUUGCGAGAGAGGAGGAAAAGAAACGAGAAGAAGAGAAGAGGAAGAAGUUAGAGGAAGAGGAAGUGGAGAGGAAAAUGGUUGCGAGAGAGGAGGAAAGAAAGAGGAUGGAGAGGGAAGAAGAAAAGAAAAGAGAGGAAGAGAAGAGGAAGAAGCUAGAGGAACAGGAAGUGGAGAGGAAAAGAGUUGCGAGAGAGGAGGAAAGAAAGAGGGAGGAGGAAAAGAAACGAGAGGAAGAGAGGAGGAAGAAGCUGGAGGAAGAGGAAGUGGAAAGGAAAAGGGUUGCGAGAGAGGAGGAAAGAAAGAGGAUGGAGAGGGAAGAGGAAAAGAAACGAGAGGAAGAGAAGAGGAAGAAGCUAGAGGAACAGGAAGUGGAGAGGAAAAGGGUUGCGAGAGAGGAGGAAAGAAAGAGGGAAGAGGAGAGGAAACGAGAGGAAGAGAGAAAAAGGAUUGCAAUUGAGGAGGAAGGAAGAAGAAUGGAGCGGGAAGAGGAAGAGAAGAGGAAGCUGGAGAAACGGGAAGAGGAAAAGAGAAGAGUUGAGGAAGAACGGAUAAGGAUUGAGCAGGAAGAAAAGAUCCGAGUGAGGAAGGAAGAGGAAAUGAGAAAGGCAGAGGAGGAGAAAAGGAGGAAAAUGGAGGAAAAGGCCAGGAAGGAGGAAGAGAAACAGAGGAAAAUGGAGGAAGAGGAGAAUGAAAGGCUGAGGAAAGAAGACGAGAUGAGAAAGAUUCAGAUGGAAAGAAAGCGCGUAGAAGAAGAGGAAAUGCUGAGGAAGGAGGAAGCAAUGAGGAAGGAAGAAGAAAGAAGGAUGACCAAAGAGAAGGAGAGGAAUGAAAAAGAAAGGAUGGAGCUUGAGAAAAAGAAAAUGGAAGAGAAGAUGAGAGAGGAGCAGGCGAGGAAAAGCGCUGAGGAUGAGGAGAGAAGGAAAGAGAAAGCAGAGCGAGAGAGAGUCAGACAAGAGAAAGAAGAAAUGGAGAGACAGAGGAAAGAGAAAGAACAACGACCUGAGGUGAAAACCACGAGUGCUCGAAUGAACACCAGUCAAAAAGCACCCGUCGAGAUGAGCUCGGCCAAUCCCUUUGAAGAAUCUCUCUCAUUGGACGAAAGCUCCUGCAAUUCCUUCGAGCAGUCCAACGUGGGCCGCUCAACUAAAGUCUCUGCAGUCAAGCCAAGUUCUUCUGUUUCUGGACUCUUCUUUUCACAAGCGUCUGUGCCAAACACCAACCCGUUCUUAGAUGACUCUGAAGAUGAUUAUGAUGAUAGUGGAAAUUUCAGUUAUGGAGAUGCUACAGAAAGGUCAGAAAAGAAACGACGUGCCCCAAUGCCUCCCCAGUAUAAGAAGCAAAUGAAAAAACCAGCCAUUUCUGAAGCCACACAAAGAUUUCCAUCUAAAGAAUCUGAAGCUGGUGGAGACUCUGAAUGCUUUAGUUUACGACUGGACAAACGUCCUGCACCGUUACCGCCAGAUGUCACAAAGAAUAAACAAGAAGUGCGAAAUGAACAUGUAGACCAAUCGACCACACUUCAUAGUAGACUCCAGGAAAAAGAAUCAGCAAGCAAAGUGCACUCAACAUUGCAAGACAUUGAUGCAAAUACCAGUUCAUUACAUCUCAGCCAGAAUUAUCCUGUUAACAGACAAGAAACCAGAUCUACUGAAGUCAAAACAGCUAAACACAACAAGGGUCCAGCUCCAAAGCCUUCAUCACAGUCAACAUCGUGUAAGAAUUCAGCAUCUGAGCCCAACAAGCAAUCGAUACAGAAAGUCUAUUGUAAAGACCAAGUUGGAUCCUCAAACUCUCUCACUGAUCAGCUUGACAAAUCUUCAAUCAAUUUGACUAAAGAUCUUCCUGUAUCUGAAGAGCCUUCAACCAAAGCUGAGUCUGUGCACUCUGAAAACCUUUCCAUAACAGAAAGUAGACAAACGAGUUCACCGGAAGAGUCUAAGCUUGAGCAUAUUAGAGAAAGCAGUCCUUCAAAAAAGUCUCAUCUCCAAAAUAUUGAAAGUUCCCAAUCUGAUGUCUCCAAAAAGAAGAGUCGGGCUCCGAUGCCUCCUGCUAAAUCUGAAGCAAAUGUCAACCAGAAGACUCCAAUCCAACAACGAGAUGCUAUUAGUCAACCCAACAGAUCAAGACGAGGUCAAGAUGAACUAUUAACUUUAAAUAGUAGCAUGCAAGCUCCAUCUUGUUCCACAUCACAUACAAUUCAAACUCUCAAGACAAACGAAGUUCAGAUGAAGACCGAAGCAGUUUCUUUGAGGUUGGACGCUGCUCCUGAGUCAGCACACAGGACUCUGCCACAGGCCAGAGUGUCACCGAUUGAUGUUCAAGCCAUCGUUUUGCAGAAUAACGGAGGUGAAAACAGGAGAACAGGUGAUCCUGUCCUCAAACCCUGCAGGCCUCAUGCUGUAAAACCCUUGAACACCACUGACAAGCAGACAGAGACCCAAGACACUUCCAGAUCUGGUCAAAUUACUGACGACACGCAAGUCAAGAUGAAGGUCCCAGAGGUUAAAGGGACGGGCCCGUACUCUCAGCUAACCAAUGACGAGCUCAUCAAGCUCCUGGAGAAGCAGAAAGAGCAGCUCUCUCUGAAGGACUGUAAGAUUGUGGAGCUGGAGCAGUAUAUCGACAAUCUGCUGGUGCGCGUCAUGGAGGAGAAUCCAAACAUCUUAAUGUCCUUAUGCUUGAAGAAGUCGGCCUGAAGGACUGCGGUUUAGUAUAUAAUGUGCAAUGUGGGAUGGAGGACAUGUAUGAGGUUGUGGGUAAAUCACCAAGAGGUCUUUCACUAAAGCGACAGACACUACUGAGCUCAAGGUAUAACUCUGAUUUAUGACGUCUAAAUGGUGACGAUGUGGUUUGGCUGCCUCAGAUUCGUCUAAUCGUGACAGAUGCAGUUUUUCUACAUGUUAAAAUAAAUGGUAAGACUUUAAGAUAAUGGUUCAUUAGGUAAUGUUUUUACUAACAUGAACAAACAAUAAGUUAGAUGUUUAUUAUGGUAUUUAUUCAUCUGAACACUGAUCUAAAAUGAGUUCAUGUUAGUUAUAAUGUCAAAAAGCGUGACUUUGGAUGUUAAUAAUGCAUUAGUAAAUGUUGAACUAUGAUUAAUAAAUGCUUUACUAGAUUAUUCAUACUUGAUUUUAGUAAAUGCAUUAACUAAUGGACUUUUGUUUAAAGUGUUACCAAAUAAAUCAUAUUAUUUCCUGUGAUUGUCACUGUUUUUAAUCUAUUUGAAUUGCUAAUGUUCAAAUGGAUUGUUUUAUUUCUUAAAGGGAAAGUUCAUUCCAAAAUUAUUGCAUUAUUAAAUCAAUUAUGAUUCAUUAAUUAUUAAAAAAUUAGUUUUAUACAAAAUCAAGUCAUCAAGUCAUCCUUCUCUUGAUUUUCUUCUGUUGAAUGCAAAGGAUGAUACUUUGAAGAAUGUUUGAAAAAUUAAAACAGCCAUUGACUAUUAUAGUAUUUGUGUUCAUACUAUCGAUGCUGUUUUUUCAACAUUCUUCAAAAUAUCUUCUUUUUUGUGUUCAAAUAAAUUCAAUGUUUAGACUAACGAGUGCAAAUAAAUAAGUACAUUUUAUAUUUUUAGGUGAACUGUACCUUUAAAUACUGUGGUCAGAGCAUUUGGAGGACGCAACACACACUUAUCAAGUAAAUGAAAUAGCACUAUAUAUAUAUAUAUAUAUAUAUGUCUUCUUCACAAUAUUUUAUAUGAACUGCAAAGCUCUGUAAUGUUUUGUAGAUGCAUAUCGAAGCACUUUAAAACAAUCAGUCCCUUUGUAAAUAUUUAGAUGUGAUCAUUUGUAUGUUAUAUGACCUUUGAUGGCUGAAUUAUUAUUAUUCUCUGCUUUUGAAAUAAAGACGGUCACAGGUGUGGCCUUGCAAAGAA